ACAGUAAUAAAUGCGAAAGAAAGCGUGGAAGCGAAUGAGGAGCGGAGUGAAAAAUGUAAAACAGAAUAAUAAAGGAGAUUAAGAGAACGGGAGAGAGAGAAAGAGAGAGAGAGGGGGGGAGGGGAGAGAGAAACGAAGAGAGAAACAAAAGAAAGCUUAUGGCUUUUGAAAUUCUCUUUCCCCAUCUUCUUCGUUAAGGCAUCGGGCUUUCCAGUUUCGAAGACGGGGGAGUGGGGGCUUUUGCCUUUUGCCUUUUGCCUUUUCAUUAAAGGUUUCAUCUUAUUCUUCUUCGUUCGUCUGGUUUUUUCUCCGUUCGUCGCAAUACAGAAUCACGAAGCCUUUUUCCCUUCAAUGCCAACUGAGCUUCGAUUCUGGAGUGGCGGCUUGCCUUACGUUUCACGCUGAAUGGCCUUCUUCUCUCAACCUGUUGUAUAGGCAUUGAUCAAGGUCUGUUCUUAUCAUUUAAGAAAAAAUGGAAUUUGAAUCGAAGAAGAAAUGGAAAUCAGUGUUGCCACGUCUUUUCAAAAACAAAUCAGCUUCUCGUUGUUUUUUCCCGAAAGUGAAGCCAGCUACUUUCAGUCCAAGUUGUACUCCAGUAUAUCUCAAUGUAUAUGACCUAACACCCGUGAAUGGCUAUAUUUACUGGGCGGGCCUUGGUAUCUUUCAUUCCGGCGUCGAAGUUCAUGGUGUGGAAUAUGCAUUUGGAGCUCAUGACUACCCAACAAGUGGUGUUUUUGAGGUUGAACCACGACAGUGCCCGGGAUUCAAGUUUAAGAAAUCAAUAUUCAUUGGAACCACAUCAUUGGACCCACACCAAGUAAGGGAUUUUGUGGAGCACUACUCGGAAAGGUACAAUGGUGAUACGUAUCACUUGAUAGUCAAGAACUGCAACCACUUCUGUGAUGAUAUUUGUCAGAAGCUGACGGGGAAAUGCAUUCCUAGAUGGGUAAAUCGACUGGCAAGAAUAGGUUCAAUGUGCAACUGCAUUCUUCCAGAAGGCCUUAAAACUUCAGUUGUCCGGCAUGAUCCAAAUUAUGAACCGCAAGAUAGUGAGAAGAAGAGAUUGAGAUCUCCCUUUAGUUGCCUAGCUUCAGUGUCGAAGCAGCAGAAGACUUCACAUAAAUCACCUUCAAGAGGCUGCUUGCCACCAUCGUCGAAUUCAAAUAAUUCAAACAACGUUUUACAUUAAAAGGAAAGGUAAGAAAACUAACUGGUUGGGUUUUUUUUUUUUUUUCUUUGGCAUUUUGAGUGCAUCCCAAGCAACCUCCAUAAAAAAACAGGCAUAAAUGUUUGAAGAUUUCUUUUGGUGUUGUGUUCUUGUUCCUUUAGGAUGUUGUCUUGUUUGUAACACAACACCAACGUGCUUUUUAGAUCGUUAUUUGGAGAUGUUGAUUUAUUCCUUUCUGAAAAAGCCUAAUAAAUGCAAGUUUCUAAA
Messenger RNA from Gossypium arboreum, 1435 nucleotides. RefSeq names its product deSI-like protein At4g17486. Gene Ontology annotation, molecular function: deubiquitinase activity. The coding region runs from base 473 to 1189 and encodes 238 amino acids. The record is from RefSeq and is a predicted model, not a curated record. Gene Ontology annotation, biological process: protein deubiquitination. Lineage: Eukaryota; Viridiplantae; Streptophyta; Magnoliopsida; Malvales; Malvaceae. The transcript is spliced from 4 exons.